Messenger RNA from Polistes dominula (European paper wasp), 2930 nucleotides. Its product is annotated as HEAT repeat-containing protein 3. Gene Ontology annotation, biological process: ribosomal large subunit biogenesis; protein import into nucleus. NCBI's taxonomy places the organism in Eukaryota, Metazoa, Arthropoda, Insecta, Hymenoptera, Vespidae. The record is from RefSeq and is a predicted model, not a curated record.
AACACAUGUAACACGUGCUCUUUCGUAGAAUGCAUCUAACCACUAUCCUUUAUUAAGUGCAAUAUUUUAUUUGUUUUUUAUUUUUACAAGAUGGGUAAAAAUAAACGUAAGAGGAAUAAAUCAUAUACAGAAAAUACUGCAAAACUUGUAUCGAAAAAUUAUUUCGAUAAAUCAGUAAAUUGUACAAAAAACAACGAAGAGGAAGGAAUGGUGUACGAUGAAAUGGGUAAAAAUAAGCGCAAGAGGAUUAAAUCGUAUACAGAAAAUCCUACAGGACUUGUAUCAGAUAAUCAUUUCGAUGAAUCAGAAGAUUGUAUAAAAGACAGCAAAAAGGAAGAUUUGCUAAUGGUGUACAAUGAAAUGGUUAAAAAUAAACUCAAGAGGAAUAAACCGCAUACAGAAAAUCCUACAGGACUUGUAUCAAAUAAUCAUUUCGAUGAAUCAGAAGAUUGUAUAAACGAAAACAAGGAGGAAAAGUUGCGACUGGUGUACGAUGAAAUACAAUCUUUGGCCAUAGAGGAGAAAUUAUCUGGCUUACGAACUUUAGAAUCUAUGUCUUUUGAUGAAGGUAUGGCUGAACGAAUAGCAUCAGAUGGUAUUGCUAAAAUGAUUGGUCCUUUACUUGUUGAUCAUAACAUAAUAGUAAGAGCUGCUGUUGUAAGUGCUUUGAGACACAUAGCUGAGAAUGGUAAAGAAGGUACUAUUACAAAAUUUAUUAACGAUGACAUCAUGACCCCUUUAUCUACUUUAUUUGUAAAAGAUUACAGAAAAUGGCAACCAAAGUUGGAUCCUAUAGUUGCAGAAAAUAUAUGCGACGAAAAAGAAACAUUUAUUGAUGCCGUUACAUUGCUUUUAAUCUUAUGCGAAAACAAUGAAAUGGCUGUUAAGCAUUCAAAUAAACUGUGUCUUUUAUCAAUAUUAUUACAAUAUUUGAAUGUUACCGCAUGUGGAAUAGAGAUAAGCACUGUAAUUGCACAGUGUAUACUUACUCUAUCAGAAGACAAUUCUAUUGCGAUUGAAAUACUUAAAGAGUAUAAACAAGACUUAUUAAAUAUAUUAAAUUUACAAGUUAGCGAUAAUUUGCCAUUCUAUGAUCUAAUAUUACUGAAAACGUUAAUAAUUGGCAUACUGCUGAAUAUGCAUUGUUUUACUAAAAACAACGAAAUUGAUAUAUUUAAUGAAGUUAUGAAAAUUUUAUUAGAAACACUAGCUAUAGAUAAUAAUAGUUUAUCGCAUGACUUAUGUACAAUAUUAUCGACGGAAAACGGAAUUUUAUCCAAAGAAACUCUAAAAAAAAUACAAGAAUUCAAAAAGUUACUUGUAGCUCAGCAACAAACAUUAGAAAUUUUGACUAAUUUAUGUACAGACGAAGAAGAAAAUGAACUGCUUUCUGACUUAGAUGAUUCGGAUGAAAUGAAUGAAGAAGAACCUAUGGAUAAGGAUGAGCCAAACGAAACUGAUUUGUCUGGUAUUAUUUCAUCAUUACCGGUAGAAAUAAUAGAAAUUAUUACCAAUUUUAAUAUUAUAAAAAAAGUUUGGAUCAAAACUGUAAAUAUAGAUAAUGAAAUUCGUGAAUGUUUUUCAAAAAGCAUCGAAGGAAAAGCACUUUUAAAACAGAUUUGUGUAUUGAGAUGUAGAGCAUAUUCAUGCGCACAUAAUUUAUUGUUUAUUACAGAUAUUAAUUCGGCAAAUGAUAUGAAGGACUUAUACGAUAUAUGGUGUCAAACUGGAAAAUUUGUUUUCGAAGAUAAAAGUGAAUAUGAUUUUGAAUUAUUAGAUUCAGCAACUGCUGUUCUAAGAGCUUGUCUUCAAAAACUGGCUAAAGCACAAGAAAAUUAUUUUUCUAACUUAACAGUAAAAGAUAUUAACCCAAUGUUGUAUUGCGAUAGGCUAUUUUUAAAUAAAAAUGUUGGUGCUAAUGUAAUAAGAAUUUUUAAGCACUUAGCUUUGCUUAUAGCUCAAACUGACACUCAACAUAAAUAUGAGUUAAUGAAGUACAUGAGUGUAUUUAUAUUAUUAACAUGUCGAGAUGAAUCUUGCGCGUGGAUCAAAGCAGAAUGUUUGGAUGCGGUAAUGGAUAUAUUCUCUGAUGAUGAAACGGAUCAAUUAGCAGUAGAACUUUCAUUAACUAGUACAUUGCCGUCACUGGUACAAGAUUUUAAAGAAAGGGUUCGUCAACAGAAACAUCUUUUAAAAGAUAAAAGUGGCAUAAUAUCUACGGUAAAUGAAAAUAUUAAGAGAUUUAUAAAAUACAAAAUAAAACGUUGGAAACUUCUUCAAUGAACAGAAGAAAAUAAAAUACUAUAUACGUAUAUGUAUAUAAAACCGAAAAAGGAGAAUGUCAAAAUUCACAUGGUUGCUUUGUUAACAAAUACCAAAUAUGUCGGUGAAAGACCGAAUAUUUGAGUUUAUUCUUAUACAUUAAUAUUUCGGAUAUAUACCAAGCGAUCAUGCGAAUCUUGACAUUUUCUAAUUUCCACUUUUAUGGUAAUAUAUAUAUAAUAAAAAAACAAACAUUUUGUUUUUUGAUAUUCCUUGAAUAAAAACAUUACAUUUUUUAAUUCGUAUAUAUUAUAUUUAUAUAAUUAACAUUAUAAGUAAAUUUUGUUUUCUUUACAAUUAGUAUAGGUCAAUGAUAUUCGAUAAAAACAAAUUAAUGAAGAUGAUAGAAAAAAAAAUUUUAAAUAUAUGAGAUGUGAUGAAAGAGCAAAUAUCGAAUAGUAUCAUGUUAUUUAUUUAAAUUUUAUAUUUUGUAAAUAAAUAAUGGAAAUAUCAACAAAAAGUAUAGGUAAAAUGUCGUGGUGCAACCAAUAGUACUAUAAUUACAUAAUAAUCGUAUGAUCACAAUAUUAUAGAUCAAAAGAAAUUGAAACGCUGGCUUCUAAAUAGAUAAUACAUAAAUAUAUAAUUAUAAGUAUUCUAAUUAUAUA